This is a messenger RNA of Pipistrellus kuhlii (Kuhl's pipistrelle), 1497 nucleotides long. RefSeq names its product hydrogen voltage gated channel 1 (gene HVCN1). Gene Ontology annotation, molecular function: voltage-gated proton channel activity. NCBI's taxonomy places the organism in Eukaryota, Metazoa, Chordata, Mammalia, Chiroptera, Vespertilionidae. Gene Ontology annotation, cellular component: plasma membrane. The record is from RefSeq and is a predicted model, not a curated record. Gene Ontology annotation, biological process: proton transmembrane transport. The transcript has 5 exons. Bases 53 to 1072 code for a protein of 339 amino acids.
GCCUCAGAGGUCACACCGAGCAGGAGCCCACCUGGCCUCUGCCCUGAAGGGGAUGACAGACUCCAACCGUCACAGAAGCUCAGGACCUGACUCCACAGGGGAGGAGAGAGGGGCCUUUACCGUCACGCGAAGGGCCAAGGUUGCUCCCGCCGAGAGGAUGAGCAAGUUCCUGAAGCACUUCACUGUCGUCGGGGAUGACUACCACACCUGGAACAUCAACUACAAGAAGUGGGAGAACGAAGAGGAGGAGGAGGAGGAGGAGGAGCAGCAGCGGGGAGAGGAGGAGCAGCCGCAGCCCACGCCAGCCUCGGAGGAGGAGGGCAGAGCUGCUGGCUCCACCUCGGGCCCCGUCUCCACGCCCAGGCGCCCCGUGGACCUGAGGACCCGGGUGAAGAAGCUCUUCGCCUCCCACAGGUUCCAGGUCAUCAUCAUUUGCCUGGUUGUGCUGGAUGCCCUCCUGGUGCUGGCCGAGCUCAUCCUGGACCUGAAGAUCAUCCAGCCAGACAAGAACAACUAUGCCGGCCGGGUGUUCCACUAUAUAAGCAUCGCCAUCUUGACCUUCUUUAUGGUAGAGGUUUCCUUUAAAAUAUUUGUUUUCCGUUGGGAGUUCUUCUACCACAAGUUUGAAAUCCUGGACUCUGUCGUCGUCGUGGUUUCGUUUGUCCUCGACAUCGUCGUCCUGUUCCAGGAGCAUGAGCUCGAGGCUCUGGGCCUGUUGAUUCUGCUCCGGCUGUGGCGGGUGGCCCGGAUCAUCAACGGAAUAAUUAUCUCGGUUAAGACACGUUCAGAGCGGCAACUGUUGAGGCUAAAACAGAUAAAUAUACAGCUGGCUGCCAAGAUCCAGCACCUUGAGUUCAGCUGCUCUGAGAAGGUAAGAGCGUUCUGGGGAAACGCCGCCCGUGUGCAGUGCCCACCUUCAGCUGGUGCUCCCCACGCCCGGCCUUCGCUCCUGUGUGCCGGGAGCCGGGAGCGCCCCUCCUCCUGGCUAAGUCCUCCCCGUCCUUGCCUCCUUCCCAGCCAGGCUGGGCAUCCCUCCUCUUGUCUCUGCCACUGUCCACGGGACACCCUGUAACUGUGGCAGCCGCCUUCCCGCACUGAUUCCUUGUUCCGGGGCUCACGGAACGAGGGUCACGCCCCUGGGGAGGCUCAGGGGUAAAUUCCGUUAUUUGUCUGCUUUCGUAAUAACAGGAACAAGAAAUUGAAAGACUUAACAAGCUCCUGAGACAGCACGGACUUCUGGGGGAGGUGAACUAGAGGCGUCCCUGCUCCACUCCGAAGACACCGCCUCGCGGGCUGUGGCUGUGAGUGAGGACACCGGCCCUCCUGGGCCUCGGCGGGACAGGGCUGGUUUGAUGUCUUUGCCUCCGACCCGGCUUGGACUCUGGAGGGACACAGUCUUCCGAAAGGCGCUCUCUCUUCCUCGGUGUGACCGAGGGCUUCCCGUCCCAUCCCCACCUGCACUGCAUCACGGAUGUAUUAUAAGCUAUUUCUCGAGUU